This is a messenger RNA of Myotis lucifugus (little brown bat), 3035 nucleotides long. Its product is annotated as ras GTPase-activating protein 4. Gene Ontology annotation, biological process: intracellular signal transduction; negative regulation of Ras protein signal transduction; regulation of GTPase activity. Bases 1 to 2511 code for a protein of 836 amino acids. The record is from RefSeq and is a predicted model, not a curated record. NCBI's taxonomy places the organism in Eukaryota, Metazoa, Chordata, Mammalia, Chiroptera, Vespertilionidae. Gene Ontology annotation, molecular function: phospholipid binding; GTPase activator activity. The transcript is spliced from 22 exons.
AUGGCGUACUGGGAAGGCCACGCCUGGCCUGUCUGGGGCCAGCUGCUGACCUCCCACAGGAGAGAUUGCUCUUUAUCCAGUUUUGCCGAGAUCCACAAGUUCGUUCCACAAAUAGAGCAACGGCAGCAUCACCUGCCAGCCCCUCCACUCGCCUGUUUGUCUUACAGCAACGGCAGCAGCGACCCCUACUGCAUCGUGAAGGUGGACAAUGAGCCCAUCAUCAGGACAGCCACCGUGUGGAAAACCCUGUGCCCCUUCUGGGGUGAGGAGUACCAGGUGCACCUGCCGCCCACCUUCCAUGCGGUGGCCUUCUAUGUCAUGGACGAGGAUGCCCUCAGCCGGGAUGAUGUUAUCGGGAAGGUUUGCCUUACCAAGGACACCCUGGCUGCUCACCCGAAAGGUUUCAGUGGAUGGGCCCACCUGACGGAGGUCGACCCUGAUGAGGAGGUGCAGGGCGAGAUCCACCUGCGGCUGGAGCUGGUGCCGGGGGCCCGUGCCGGCCGGCUGCGCUGCUCCGUGCUGGAGGCCAGGGACCUAGCCCCCAAGGACCGGAAUGGUGCAUCUGACCCCUUUGUCCGUGUGCGCUACAAUGGCCGGACACAGGAGACCUCGAUCGUGAAGAAAUCAUGCUACCCACGCUGGAACGAGACAUUCGAGUUUGAGGUGGAGGAGGGGGCCACAGAGGCCCUGUGCGUGGAGGCCUGGGACUGGGACCUUGUCAGCCGCAAUGACUUCCUGGGCAAGGUUGUGGUCAACGUCCAGAGACUGUGGGCGGCCCAGCAGGAGGAGGGCUGGUUCCAGCUGCAGCCCGACCUGCCCAAGAGGCGGAGGGAAGAGGGCAACCUGGGCUCCUUGCAGCUGGAGGUGCGGCUGCGGGACGAGACGGUGCUGCCCUCUGGCUGCUACCAGCCCCUGGUGCAGCUGCUGUGCCGAGAGGUGAAGCUGGGCACCCAGGGCCCAGCACAGCUGAUCCCACUCAUCGAGGAGAUGACCAGCACUGAGUGCCGCCAGGAAGUAGCCACCAACCUGCUCAAGCUCUUCCUGGGGCAGGGACUAGCCAAAGGCUUUCUGGACCUGCUCUUCCAGCUGGAGCUGAGUCGCACCAAUGAGGCAAACACCCUGUUCCGGAGCAACUCUCUGGCCACAAAGUCCAUGGAGUCUUUUCUGAAGGUGGCUGGGAUGCGGUAUCUGCACAGCAUCCUGGGCCCCAUCAUCGACAGGGUAUUUGAGGAGAAGAAGUACGUGGAGCUGGACCCCAGUAAAGUGGAGGUCAAGGAUGUAGGGUGCUCUGGGCUGCACCGCCCACAGACUGAGGCUGAGGUGCUGCAGCAGAGCGCAAGGACGCUGAGCGCCCACCUGGGGGCGCUGCUGAGUGCGCUCUGUCGCUCCGUUCGAGCCUGCCCAGCCGUGGUCCGCGCCACCUUCCGCCAGCUCUUCCUGCGCGUGCGGGAGCGCUUCCCCAGCGCCCAGCACGAGAACGUGCCGUUCAUCGCCGUCACCAGCUUCCUGUGCCUGCGCUUCGUCUCUCCCGCCAUCAUGGCACCCAAGCUCUUCCACCUGCGGGAGCGGCACGCGGACGCCCGCACCAGCCGCACGCUGCUGCUGCUGGCCAAGGCCAUCCAGAAUGUGGGCAACAUGGACACGCCGGCUUCCAGGGCCAAGGAGGCUUGGAUGGAGCCGCUGCAGCCCACUGUGCGCCAGGGCGUGGCCCAGCUGAAGGACUUCAUCACCAAGCUGGUGGACAUCGAGGAGAAGGAAGAACUGGACCUGCAGAGGGCGCUAAGCUUGCAGAUGCCGCCAGUGAAGGAGGGGCCACUCUUCAUCCACAGGACCAAGGGAAAGGGCCCCCUCAUGUCCUCCUCUUUCAAGAAGCUCUACUUCUCCCUCACUACGGAGGCCCUCAGCUUUGCCAAGACACCUAGCUCUAAGAAAAGUGCCCUGAUCAAGCUAGCCAACAUCCGGGCAGCAGAAAAGGUGGAGGAGAAGAGCUUUGGCAGCUCACACGUCAUGCAGGUCAUCUACACGGACGACACAGGCAGGCCUCAGACCGCCUAUCUGCAAUGCAAGUGUGUGAACGAGCUGAACCAGUGGCUGUCUGCACUGCGGAAGGUGAGCAUCAACAACACUGGCCUGCUGGGCUCCUACCACCCUGGAGUCUUCCGCGGGGACAAGUGGAGCUGCUGCCACCAGAAGGACAAGACAGAUCUGGGCUGUGAUAGGACCCGGUCACGGGUGACCCUGCAGGAAUGGAAUGACCCUCUCGACCAUGACCUGGAGGCCCAACUCAUCUACCGGCACCUGCUGGGCAUGGAGGCUGCACUGCGGGAGAAGCACCAGCAGCUGAGUGCAGGCACCGGGGCAGGCCCCACGCUCACAGGCCCGGGUGAAGCACCAGAGGACCGGCUGGCCCAGCUGCUGCAGGUGCUGCAGGACCUCCGGGAGGCGCACAGCUGCAGCCCCGCCAGCUCCCCGGCCUCAGAGCCCAACUGCCUCCUGGAGCUGCAGACGUGAGGCCUGGCCUGCACUCCCUCACCAAGCACCCCUGGUGCAUUCUCAGCCCUUCACCCCAGUCCCUCUCCUUGGGGAGCAGGGCCUGGGUCUCUCCUGGGCUGGGUGAGUUUGGUAACCAGGGACCAGGGGAACCAGGAGUCCAAAGCUGACGGCUUUGGCCCAUCAUCACCCACAUGAAGUCUCUAGGGGAGCCCGGGGCUCCUGCUCCUCCGAGAGGCCUGGCUGCUCCCUGCAGCCCCUGCAGCUCUCACCGCCACUAGCCCAGACUCUCCAAGGACCUUCCACUCCUGCCCAGGGCAGACCCAGCCAGAAACCACUCCUAAGAUGGUCCACACCCCAGGGGACUGGCACUUCCUUACGCAGAGAGGUGGGCGGGAACACGGAGCCCAGGAGAGCAGGCCUUGACCUCAGCGCCCACUUGGCUCUUGUCCACCACGCCACCUGCUCGCCUCACAGCCGCUGGCCGCGCCCCCGGGAGAGCAUCGCAGUGCUCUGUCGCCAACAAUAAACCUGCUGUGACUGUG